AUGAAGCUGCCGCUCGACUUCCGAGACGACGGUCGGCGGGACGCGGACCGACGGGACACGGAGCGACGGGACACGGAGCGGCGAGAGACGGAGAGGCGAGAGUGGCGCGAGUUCGACAACUUGUCGUCGGCGUUGCGUUCUGCACGGGGUCGUUCGAAGACGCCACGAGGGGAGUCGGCGCCGGCGCCAUUCUCAGCCUCGGCGUUUGAACUUCCGCCUCCUCCUCCACCGCCGCCGGUGUUUGGGUUCGAGCCUCCGAGUAUGAUGGGGCCGUGUGCACACGCGGCGCAAAACGUUAAACAGGCGGAGACUGCGUUGUCGCACGUGAUGAAGAACGAGCAGGAGUACCUGGCGGCAGUGAAGUUGAAAGCGGAUCAGAUGUUGGAUCGGCUGCACGAGGAGUUUGGUCCGUACUUGUUGGAGGACGAGCGGUACAGCAAUCGCGCGUCGGGGGUAAGUGACCUGGCAGGCGUCUUGGCGUUAUGCCGUGGUCUGUUGUUUGCGCCGCCACCCGAGGGUCCAGAUGCUGACCUGACGGAGGCGGAGUUGCAGCGCGAGGAGGUGUUAAGGCACCACAAGAUGCUCUACGCGUUGCGACGUAUCCAUCCGAUGUUGUUUCACUCACAAGUCAACCCCCAUGCUUUGCGCCUACUCGAGACCUUCCACAAAGAUUUGGUCGACGAACUCUGCCGCUCGCACCUCCUCGGCAUCUCCUUCCCCGACCCUGAGUUCAUGCAACUCGCCGGCCAGAGCUGGGGCGGCAAGAACAAGGUCAGUCGCCGAGGCGCCAAGACCGGUGGUGUAGACCUCGACAGCGACACCGAGGAUUUAUUGCAGGAGUACGACCAGGCCAAACGACAGAAACUUACAGAGAUCAAGGCCAAGAUACGGCAGCGAAUCAAGAACGACAUUCGGCUCGUUUCUGGCAAAACGGAAGGCAUCGAUGACGCGUUAAUGUCCCCCCUCGGUGUCCCACCUAGUGCCGCGCUAAUUAACCCAGUUACGGGCCAACCCAUGGGCCAGGCCGUAGCGGGGCCUGACGGUCAGCCGACGCCCUACCCGUUCUACCCGGCUGUGAUGAUGCCGCCGCAGGCCGUGAUGGCACCGCCUGAAAAGGAGCACCGCAAGAAGCGCAAGAAGCGCGACAAGGAGGCGGCGGCCGCGAGCUCCCCGCCGGCACCCAAGACCGAGCCGGAGAAGCCCCCGGAGGAGGCGGCCGAGCGCGCUUCGCUGAAACUCAAGCAGAAGGAAGCCAAGAAGGCGGCGACUAACGCUGCCCCUGCCAAGGCGGACCCUGCCAGCAAAGAGUCGCGCACGCUGAAGCCGGCGCCCAAGGGCAAAGAGCCUCCCAAGGCGGGCGAGCCUCCCAAGGCGGGAGAGCCUACCAAGGCGGGAGAGCCGCCUAAGUUGGGGGCGCCGAAACCGGGGGCCAAGAAGGACGGUGCCAAGGAGCCCCUCAAGGGCGCUCGAGGUCUCGGCGCUGCCCUUACCACCGGCGACAAGAAGGGCUCCGUCGGUGUGGGUAAGGGCAGGGGCAAGGAUUCGGGCGGCGGCCAGAUCAAACGCGGCUCUGGUGAAAGAAAAGUGUUUGGCACCGGCGACCGAGGAUUUGUUGAUAAGGGACACGACAAGGGAGUAGAUAAGGGGGUGGACAAGACACACGGCAAGCUGGACCUGCCAAAGUUGAAGAAACGCAAUCUCUCGCCCACCAAACCGUCGGACAACACGCACUUCGAAUUGCCCAAACUCCGCAGUCGAGACGAUAAGAAAGGCGGCGACGAUAAAAAAGACAAACUGCUCAAGAGGGCCGGUGACGAUAAGAGAGCUGGUGAGGAUAAAAAACCGAAGGCCGAACAGCCCAAGCGAAUCGAGGCCAAGAAAGCCGCCAUGGCCCGCGUCCAGAUGAGCAAACGUUUAGAAAACAAAAACACGGCUGACCCAGCUCCCGCGGCCAAGAAAGGUGCUUUAGAUGACAUUGUUAAAAAGGCCGUGAAGGCAGCCACCCUCAAAACCAGUCUUCAACUCUCACCGCAAGCGAACGUCGCCAAAAGCGGCACCGUCACCGGCAGCAAACCGCCUGCGUCCAAACCAUGA
Gregarina niphandrodes is the source of this 2094-nucleotide messenger RNA. RefSeq lists its product as hypothetical. The record is from RefSeq and is a predicted model, not a curated record. NCBI's taxonomy places the organism in Eukaryota, Apicomplexa, Conoidasida, Eugregarinorida, Gregarinidae. The transcript has a single exon. Bases 1 to 2094 code for a protein of 697 amino acids.